Molecule: messenger RNA, 3573 nt
Organism: Rhagoletis zephyria (snowberry fruit fly)
Lineage: Eukaryota; Metazoa; Arthropoda; Insecta; Diptera; Tephritidae
Gene: Trpgamma
Product: Transient receptor potential cation channel gamma
Biological process (GO): calcium ion transmembrane transport; regulation of cytosolic calcium ion concentration
Cellular component (GO): plasma membrane; cation channel complex
Molecular function (GO): inositol 1,4,5 trisphosphate binding; store-operated calcium channel activity; protein binding
Source: RefSeq, a predicted model, not a curated record
UUUGGGCGGUGGCGGUAAUGACAACAGCAACAGUCACGUGACCGUGCAAAUUGAACCGGCUAAAAAGGUCAAGCGUCACAGCAUACACGGCAUGAUGGAGGAGGAGAACAUAGUGCGGCCGCAUCAGGAGAUACGCCAGUUAACCUUGGAGGAGAAGAAGUUUCUAUUGGCGGUGGAGCGUGGUGAUAUGGCGGGUACGCGAAGAAUGCUACAAAAGGCACAGGACACUGAUUACAUCAAUGUCAAUUGUGUGGAUCCAUUGGGACGCACUGCUCUCCUCAUGGCCAUCGAUAAUGAGAAUUUGGAAAUGGUCGAACUACUCAUCAGUUAUAAUGUUGACACCAAGGAUGCGCUGUUGCACUCAAUAUCGGAGGAGUUCGUGGAAGCUGUGGAAGUGCUGUUGGAUCACGAGAAUGUCACUUUUCAUACGGAGGGAAAUCAUAGCUGGGAAUCCCAAUCGGAGGACACUUCAACAUUCACACCCGAUAUUACGCCACUUAUUUUGGCGGCACAUCGUGAUAACUAUGAAAUAAUCAAAAUAUUAUUAGAUCGCGGAGCCGUACUGCCAAUGCCGCAUGAUGUAAGAUGCGGCUGUGACGAAUGUGUUCAAUCACGCCAAGAAGAUUCACUGCGACACUCACGUUCUCGCAUCAACGCCUAUCGUGCACUGGCCAGUCCAAGCCUCAUUGCAUUGUCGUCGAAGGAUCCUAUUUUAACUGCAUUUGAAUUAUCCUGGGAAUUGAGACGUUUAAGUUUCCUCGAACACGAAUUUAAGAAUGAAUAUCAGGAAUUGCGCAAACAAUGCCAAGACUUUGCCACCGCUUUGCUUGAUCAUACACGCACCUCACACGAAUUGGAAAUCCUAUUAAAUCACGAUCCCACCGGUCCAAUCUAUGAACAUGGCGAACGUAUGCAUUUGAAUCGUUUGAAAUUGGCUAUAAAGUUGCGUCAGAAAAAAUUUGUGGCACACUCAAAUGUUCAACAACUUUUAGCCAGUAUUUGGUAUGAGGGUCUACCGGGAUUUCGGCGUAAAAAUAUGGCUCUGCAGGCGUUGGAUAUUAUAAGAAUUGGCAUAAUGUUUCCCAUCUUCUCGUGGGCCUACAUUUUGGCACCCUACUCCAGUAUUGGACAGACUAUGCGUAAACCAUUUAUCAAAUUCAUAUGCCACAGUGCCUCCUACUUUACAUUUCUAUUUCUACUGAUGCUCGCUUCACAACGCAUCGAAACAUUCAUUGGUGGCUGGUUUUGGAGCGAUACGAACAACAUCAUCGCACAAGUGGAGGAGGUGCCUACAAAGCGUGGCGCGAAACCGACGUUUAUCGAAUGGCUGAUAUUGGCCUGGGUUAGCGGUCUAAUUUGGAGCGAGGUCAAGCAGCUGUGGGAUGUUGGUCUGCAAGAGUAUCUCAACGAUAUGUGGAAUGUCAUCGAUUUCGUAACGAAUUCACUCUAUGUGGCCACAGUGGCAUUACGUGUGGUGUCUUUCUUUCAGGUGCAAAAAGAAAUGAUCAUUAAUCCGCAUGCCACUGAUUUGCCGCGUGAGCGUUGGGACACAUGGGAUCCAAUGCUCAUUUCGGAAGGACUCUUUAGUGCGGCAAACAUUUUCAGUAGCCUCAAAUUGGUAUACAUCUUUUCGGUGAAUCCACAUUUGGGACCACUGCAAGUGUCCCUGUCGCGUAUGGUUAUGGAUAUCAUGAAGUUUUUCUUUUUGUACGUACUCGUGCUAUUCGCCUUCGGCAGUGGUCUGAAUCAAUUGUUGUGGUACUACGCAGAUUUGGAGAAGAAACGGUGCCCUGAAGUUUCGCCCUCGAAUGUACUUAUCACCAUGAACGGAACCACAGAUCCGAAUGCUUGCAUCGUUUGGCGGCGCUUUUCGAACCUCUUCGAAACCACACAGACACUUUUCUGGGCUGUUUUUGGUCUAAUCGAUUUGGAUAGCUUUGAGUUGGAUGGCAUUAAGAUUUUCACACGUUUCUGGGGCAUGCUAAUGUUUGGCACAUAUUCCGUUAUCAACAUUGUGGUGCUGCUGAAUCUACUUAUUGCUAUGAUGAAUCAUUCAUAUCAACUUAUAUCGGAGCGUGCUGAUGUUGAAUGGAAAUUUGCGCGUUCCAAAUUGUGGAUAAGUUACUUUGAGGAAGGUGGCACCUGCCCACCACCAUUCAAUAUUAUACCAACUCCAAAAUCCAUAUGGUAUGUGUUCAAGUGGGCGCGUAGAGUAUUUUGCAGUGGCUCUUCGGCUGCCAGACGUGAGCAUUUAAAGACAAUACGGCGUAAAGCGCAGCAGGCGAGUGAUCGCGAUUUCAAAUAUCAGCAAAUAAUGCGCAAUUUAGUGCGUCGGUAUGUGACCGUGGAGCAACGCAAGGCCGAGUCGCAGGGUGUCACCGAAGAUGACGUGAACGAAAUCAAACAGGAUAUAUCGGCAUUCCGUUGCGAAUUAGUGGAAAUUUUGAAGAAUAGUGGCAUGGAUACCAACGUUUCUGCGGGACAAGGCGGUGGUGGUGGCAAGAAGAACCGUCAAAAGGAGCGCCGGCUUAUGAAAGGCUUUAAUAUUGCGCCACCUGGUUCUACCGGUUCAUUGGCGCCGGUAGCGGAAUUCUCCACAUCGCUGGACAAUUUCGAUACACAACAUGAAAUACUUAGUAACACACUAUCGAAUCUUUUCAAUUCAAAUUUCAUACACAAAAAUCAACAGAAUGGUCAGACAAGCGGCAAGGAAUCGCCAACAAAUGGCACUACGACAACAACAACCACAAUACAAACGACAACAAAAUAUAAUAAAUCGGCAUUGAAACCGCACAAUAAGCGCAUUGCCGGCCACAAGAAGCGUUGGGGUACACUCAUCGAGGCCGCCAAAGUGGGAAAUGUCUCAAAAAUGCUAGGCCGCUCCAAAUCGGAAGACUCCAUGUGCAAUUCCUCGGCCAAUUCGUCGCCAGUUCAUGGCCAGGUGCGCGUCACAUAUGCACAGAAUUCUGCGCAGCAUUACAUGAGCAGCAGUGGCGAAACGACUACGACAGGCAGUCAUCGUGCCAAUGCACACACGCCGACACACAGCGCCGGCAUACAUGGUGGCAUAUUCAUGAAGGAUCACAGCAGCAGCUUGAAUAGCGGCAGCGGUAAUAGUGUCAGCAGCAAUGGUGGUAACGGUGCUUCGCAUUUCUUUCAUACAACAACCGGUCUCACUGCCAUAGCCGCUUUGAAAAAGAAGCGCAAGAAGUUUUCAUCGAGUAAGAAUAUCUGUCCCGUUAACGAAUCCAUAUCCACUGCCAAUGGAACGGCUGAGGCAGCAUUGAACGACAAGUCGCUUAAGCGCGUUUCCAGCUACCCAGCCUCACAUGCGGAUGGCGUCACGCCAAGUGGCAAAGAUGCCACAAUCACCGCCAAACCGCGUCGCCAUGAACAGACACAAAGUCAACAUGACUCUGUCGAAACGUCAACGGAAUUUACACUCUCCAAUGAGACACAUCAUUUGGAUCCAUCCAAUACAUCCGUCAAUUCGCGUGAACCAUUAAUUAGUGGCAGUUAUGCAUCGACCAGUAUAAUGGGUUAAGCAUAAGUAUGAGUCAGAAUAGAUAAGUA